CUUUUAUUACUUCCUUCACCGCCAGCUCGGAGCCUUCUCUCUCUCUCUCUCUCACUGCAGCUUCCGAAUCAAAUCCUCAAAGUCUUCAAUUCCACCGAUCUAACGUUUCUCUUCAUCAAUCCGCCUUCAGCUCCCAUUCAGCCUCACCGGCCAUCAGUCUCUCCCGCUUCUCGGGACGCCGAUCACUGUGGAUCUAGGUUUUCUCCGAAGGACCUCUCCAAGUCAUUUUAGUUGUUGCGACUCCAACUCGAGAGUUUUCUUUAUGGAGGCUGAGGGUUAAUCUUUUGGAAGAUUUGCUUGGGAUACAUAAAGAUGGCUCCUGCUAGCAAGGCAGACAGAAAGGCAGCUGCUGAUGUGGCUGCUUGGAUGUUCAAUGUUGUCACAUCAGUUGGAAUUAUCAUCGUCAAUAAAGCCUUGAUGGCUACUUAUGGUUUCAGUUUUGCAACCACGUUAACUGGUUUGCAUUUCGCUACCACGACGCUGAUGACUGCUGUUUUGCGGUGGUUGGGCUACAUCCAAUCCUCUCAUCUUCCUCCGCAAGAGCUUCUAAAAUUUGUCAUCUUUGCCAACUUUUCUAUUGUUGGAAUGAACGUCAGUCUAAUGUGGAACUCAGUCGGGUUCUAUCAGAUUGCAAAGCUAAGCAUGAUUCCUGUCUCCUGCUUUCUGGAAGUUGUAUUGGACAAAAUACGAUACUCUAGAGAUACAAAGUUAAGCAUAGCUGUUGUUUUGCUGGGUGUUGGUGUUUGCACCAUAACAGACGUCAGUGUCAAUGCUAGAGGCUUUAUUGCUGCCUUCAUUGCAGUCUGGAGCACUUCACUUCAACAAUAUUACGUUCAUUUCCUUCAAAAGAAAUAUUCAUUGAGUUCUUUCAACUUGCUUGGACAUACUGCUCCUGCCCAGGCAGCCUCCCUGCUGCUAUUAGGCCCAUUUCUGGAUUAUUGGAUGACAAACAAAAGAGUGGAUGCCUAUGACUAUGACAUAGUCUCUGUGAUGUUUAUAGUUCUUUCGUGCACUAUCGCCGUUGGGACCAAUCUGAGUCAGUUCAUCUGCAUAGGCAGAUUUAGCGCAGUCUCUUUUCAAGUGAUUGGUCACAUGAAGACAAUCCUCGUUCUGAUAAUGGGCUUCCUCUUCUUUGGGAAGGAAGGCCUCAAUCUUCAAGUCGUGGUGGGCAUGGUGAUAGCAGUAAUGGGAAUGAUCUGGUAUGGGAAUGCCUCAUCUAAGCCCGGCGGAAAGGAGAGACGUAGUAGUCACUCUCUCCCCACGAGCAGACAACAUAAACACGGCAGCGAGUCCACUGAGCUCGACGGGAAAGUUUAGACAUUCUGGUAGGGAGCGGAUCUUAGAAAAUCAGUUUGACCCAAGACACUGAUUUAUCUUGUGAGGUUAGCAAAAUCCUAUUUUCUUUUUCCUUUUUCCUUUUUCCAUUUCCCCUUUUUUGUUUUAUUAUUAUUGUUCCCUAGUCCCCAUUAAUUUCCCUGAUAAUGUAAUUCUUUUUUUUUCCCUUUAUAUAUUGUCGCUUGAAUUUGAGUGUUUUUGGGGAACAGAUAUUUGCUGAAUAGGAUUGGUAGGUUUUGCGAAAUCUUUCAUUUGUUGUUCAAACUUAACUUAUAGUAACUAAGGAUUUGAUUCAUUUUAAUGUUCACAAUUUAUAGAGUUUGUUUCAAAUUCUGUUCCA
Molecule: messenger RNA, 1675 nt
Organism: Punica granatum (pomegranate)
Lineage: Eukaryota; Viridiplantae; Streptophyta; Magnoliopsida; Myrtales; Lythraceae
Source: RefSeq, a predicted model, not a curated record